Cornus florida is the source of this 387-nucleotide messenger RNA. RefSeq lists its product as uncharacterized. The transcript has 2 exons. The record is from RefSeq and is a predicted model, not a curated record. Lineage: Eukaryota; Viridiplantae; Streptophyta; Magnoliopsida; Cornales; Cornaceae. Bases 1 to 387 code for a protein of 128 amino acids.
AUGGCAGUGGUGGUGGAUGGCGGAGACGAUGGUGGUGGAAGUGGAAAGCGGUGGCGGUGGAAGGUUGUGGAGGUGGCGGUGGAAGGUUAUGGAGGCGGCGGCGAUGUGGUAGUGGUUGAAGGCGAUGACAGUGGUGGUUGUGGCAUAGUGAUAGUUGUGGCAAGGGUGGAAGGUGGCAAUGAUAUAGGUGGUGGCGGUGGUGGUGGCAAUGAUGAUGAUGUAGGCGGUAAUGGUGACACACGGGUGGUGGCAAUGACGGUCGUGGUGGUCGAAGGUGUAGUGGUGGAAGGCAAUGGAGGCGGCGAUAGUGUGGCAGUUGAAGGUGGCAACAAUGGUGGUGGUAAUAGUGGCGGUGGUGAAAUGCGGAGGUGGUUGUGUUGGUGGUGA